AUGGAUGUGAAUACUGCAUUUUUAAAUGGAGACUUAGAUGAAGAGAUCUAUAUGGAGCAACCAGAAGGAUUCAUAGUUAAGGGCCAGGAACAUAAAGUGUGCAAGUUGGUUAAAUCUUUAUAUGGCCUAAAGCAAGCUCCUAAGCAAUGGCAUGAGAAAUUUGAUAAGGUGAUUCUAGAUUAUGAUUUUAAGUUUAAUGGUCACGAUAAAUGCGUUUAUUAUAAAGAGAAUAAUGGAGAACAUGUAAUUUUGUGCCUAUAUGUUGAUGACAUUUUGAUAUUUGGGACGAAUUUAGAGAUUGUGAAUGAUGUGAAGUCAUAUUUAUCUAGGAAUUUUGACAUGAAAGAUAUGGGAGAAGCACAUGUAAUCUUAGGAAUGAAAAUUGAGAAGACAACAAAAGGAAUCUCUCUAAGUCAAUCUAGUACUAUUGAGAAGAUGUUGAAGAAGUUCAAUCACUUUGAAUGUAAGCCCACACCAACACCUUAUGAUCCAAAUUUUCAUUUAAAGAAAAAUCAAGGUCAACCGUUUUCUCAGUUGAAGUACUCCCAGAUGAUAGGUUCUUUGUUGUACAUUGCAAAUAAGACUAGGCCAGACAUUGCUUAUGUUGUUGGAAGAUUAAGUAGGGAGACACAUUACCCAAGCAAGGAACAUUGGAAUGCUUUGGAAAGAGUUUUCAAGUACCUAAGAGGAACAAUGGAUUAUUCACUAUGCUAUAAAGGAUUUCCAAAUUUAGUAGAGGGAUAUAGUGAUGCAAAUUGA
Molecule: messenger RNA, 759 nt
Organism: Prunus armeniaca (apricot)
Lineage: Eukaryota; Viridiplantae; Streptophyta; Magnoliopsida; Rosales; Rosaceae
Source: the annotation of a GenBank genome assembly